AUCCCCGUCUUUGUAAACCCUCACGUAGGAAGAGCUCCUCUGCAUAAUCUGCAACUACAGCCGCAAAGGGUGCCUCUUUUGUUCUCCACCUUCCAUCUGCAGCCAUGAUUAUCCCAGAGAAAAACAGAAGAGAAAUCUCCAAGUACCUCUUCCAAGAGGGAGUGUGCUUUGCCAAGAAGGACUUCAACCUUGCAAAGCACCCUGAGAUUGAUGUUCCCAAUCUCCAGGUGAUUAAGCUGAUGCAGAGCUUCAAAUCCAAGGAGUAUGUCCGUGAGACCUUUGCCUGGAUGCACUACUACUGGUACCUUACCAAUGAAGGGAUUGAGUUCUUGAGGACAUACCUCAAUCUUCCAUCCGAGAUUGUGCCUGCUACUUUGAAGAAGUCUGCUAAGCCUCUUGGCAGGCCCAUGGGAGGUCCACCUGGUGACCGCCCAAGGGGUCCUCGUUUUGAGGGAGACCGCCCAAGAUUUGGUGAUCGUGAUGGGUAUCGUGGUGGUCCACGUGGAGGUGGUGAUUUUGCUGGUGGUGAGAAGGGAGGUGCUCCCGCUGACUUCCAGCCAUCAUUCAGGGGCUCUGGUGGAAGGCCUGGAUUUGGUCGCGGUGGUGGCGGUUACGGCGGUGGUGCACCACCAGCUCCAAGCAGUUCCGGUGGAUUUGCUUAAGAAUGUGCUUGAAACUUUAAUUUUGGCGGUCACAUGGGAUGUUUUCAUAUGUAGUCUUUGAAAGUUACGAACAAUUUUUAGUAUUUGGUUUCAGAGAGAAUGGUAAGCUUGUUAGAGUCUAAAGUUCCCUCAGCAGUCCGUUAUUGUAAGGGUUUGACAAUGAUGGAUACUCCUUUUUAAGAUGAAGAUGCUGUCGAGUAUUUUGUUCGUUACGAUUGGAUUUCACUUGUUCAAGUUAGAAUUUACCCUUAACCGUAAUAGCGAGUUCGUGAUUUUAUUGAUGCUGCCCGUUACAUUGGUGUAUCCUGAAUGGGACAUUAACUUGGUAGUAUCUAGUCUUUUUGCAGAUGUUAGAUAUCUACAGCUAGCUGUAUCUAGGAUGUUUCUCUGUUAUUACUUGUCAUAGAAUUUGCCCAGAGGUUGUCAAACCAUUUGCUUGUCUGGGCUUGCUGCGCGAUCAUUCUCGAUCAAGAGAAUAUCAUAUAAGUACUCCAGCACAGAACAACAGCACAUAAAACAUAAUCGAAGAAGACCUUCGAAGAUAUCAAUCUCUCUUUCAUGGACGCAAAUAACUUGUUUGGCAGCGUUUUACUGAAAUGAGUUAUUUGUACAGUGAGUUAUUUACAAAUAACUCAAAACGAGUUAUUUGAAAUAACUUAUACUCAUGUGUUAUUUUGAAAUAACUUGUUUUAUCAUUCUGCUUUUACCAAAUAUCACAUGCCAAAUACCACAUUUGCAUUGUUCAACCAAACGAGAUACUUUAUUUCAAUUACCACUGAAAUAACACUGAAAUACCACAUGAACAAUAAAUGAGUUAUUUGACUCUACAAAUACCACAUUGACAAUUAACUCAUCCAAACGACCCCUGAUUAAUCUGGCCUUGCUGAGCGAUAAUUCUCAGUCGAAGAUAUUUAACUUGGAUUAUGUCAGAAUGGAAGAAGGCUCGGUCGGCGUACACAUGUUCGACCUUAACACUAUGUUUGGCAACAAGGGGGGUGCAAGUUCGAGGGGGGUACAAGUUGAGGGGUAAAUUGUUGGGGGGUGCAACUUGGUGGAGGGUGUAAGUGGAGGGGUAAAUUGUUGUUUGGAUGAAAAAAGUAGGGGGGGUGCAAAUAGAGUAAAAAGUAAGUAAUUAUAUUAUUAUAAAAUAGAUUUAUCAAUUUAUAAAAUAUUAUCACAAAAUAAUAACAUGAAAAUUCA
Molecule: messenger RNA, 1862 nt
Organism: Linum trigynum
Lineage: Eukaryota; Viridiplantae; Streptophyta; Magnoliopsida; Malpighiales; Linaceae
Source: the annotation of a GenBank genome assembly